Rotaria sp. Silwood2 is the source of this 1647-nucleotide messenger RNA. The record is from the annotation of a GenBank genome assembly. NCBI's taxonomy places the organism in Eukaryota, Metazoa, Rotifera, Eurotatoria, Philodinida, Philodinidae.
AUGGCAAAUUACACUGGUACUCCGCGUUAUGCACGACCUUUAAUAAAUGAACGUCCACCAGGACCAAGAUUUAAUACACCACCAAAUCGAAAUAUUCCACAUCACAAUUUAAAUGAUCAAAGACCACAAAUAAAUAUAACACAACAACAAUCACAUUCGAUUAAUCCAACUAAACCAAUUAAUGAUACAACAAUAUCAACACCUCCAACUUCAAAUUCACCUGCUAUACGAAAUCAAACAGUAACUAAUGCAACAAGCAAUUCAAUUGAUUUAACUACUGAUUCAUCAAAUAAAUCAAGCAAAAUAUCAUCGACAGAAAAUAAAUCUGCUGAAGAAACUUCAUAUAAUUCUUUAGAAACAUCGAAUACUACUGUAGAUAAUAAAUUAAUAGCAAAAAUAGAUACGAAAAUUUCUGAUAAAGAACAACAAUCAAUAGGACAAAAACGACCACGAACUGAAACAAAUUCUCAACAACAAAAUGUAUUUGAUUCCACAACAUCAUUAUCACAACAACAAAUAAAUGAAAGAAAAACAACACAAGGUGGUCGUUGUCGUUUAUUUAUUGGUAAUGUACCAUCUGAUUUAACACAAGAUGAAUUUCAAUUAUUAUUUGGUAAAUAUGGUGAACUUGUUGAAUAUUUUGUUAAUCCAUCACGUGGUUUUGGUUUUAUUAAACUUAGUUCACGUCAAUUAGCUGAACAAGCUAAAUAUGAUCUUGAUGGUUAUGUUUUACGUGGUAAACCACUUCGUAUACGUUUUGCUAGUCAAGGUGCAACAAUAAAAGUUAAAAAUUUAUCAUUAAAUGUAUCAAAUGAAUUACUUAAAGAAGCAUUUGAACAAUAUUUUGGUGGUAUUGAACGUGCUGUUGUUAUUGUUGAUGAUCGAGGAAAAUCAACUGGUGAAGGAAUAAUUGAAUUUGAAAAAAAACCAUCAGCACAAAAAUGUCUUAAUGAAUGUACAGAACGAUGUUUCUUUAUUACUAAACCUGUCAUUGUUGAACCUUGGGAUAUUAAAGAUGAAGAAGAUGGUUUACCAGAAAAAUCUUUAACUCGUAAUUCGGCAUAUAUAAAAGAACGAGAAGCAAAACCACGUUUUGCUGAAUUAAACACAGUUGAACAUACAAUUGGUCUUAAAUGGAAAGAAUUAGAAUUACAAGAAAAACAAUUAUUGGAAGAAGUUAAAAGACGUAUGCAAUAUGCUUCGGAACAAGUAAAAAUUGAAAUCGAUCAAAUGUACUUAGAACAUCAAUCACAAGUAUUACGAGAAGAAUUGUUACGUCGUCAAGAAGAACUUCGUCGAAUAGACGAACUUCGAUCACAGGAAAUAGACCGUCGUCGUAAUAUAAUACCAAUGCAUCAUACUGAUGCCUAUCAUAAUCCGUUUAAUAUAUCUACUGCUUCUAUAAGUAAUGUAUUUCAUCAAAAUCAAGCAGCAGCUAGUGCAUUACAAUAUAAUGAUUUUCAACAAAUUCCAUAUUCAAAUUCAAGUCCUCUUAUACAACAAGCAUCACCUAUAGCAGCAAAUAUUGACGCUGCUUAUACAACAAAUCAAGUAGCACGUGGUUAUGGAUUAGCAAAUGCACGUUCAACUGGUGAUGAUUAUAUUCAACAACAACAAGGAUUUGAUAGAAAACGACCGAGAUAUUAA